Messenger RNA from Mesocricetus auratus (golden hamster), 4050 nucleotides. RefSeq names its product RNA binding motif protein 19 (gene Rbm19). Gene Ontology annotation, molecular function: RNA binding. The transcript has 24 exons. The record is from RefSeq and is a predicted model, not a curated record. Lineage: Eukaryota; Metazoa; Chordata; Mammalia; Rodentia; Cricetidae. The coding region runs from base 130 to 2991 and encodes 953 amino acids.
UCCGGGCGGAACCUAGCAAGGGCCACGUGACUCGCCAAAGAUGGCGGCGCCCAGUGAAGUAGCGUGAAAACUUGUGGAAAGUCGGCGUCGCGGGGUGCGUGAAUCAGAAGCGAAGAGGACCUGGGAGCCAUGUCGCGACUGAUCGUGAAGAACCUCCCUAAUGGGAUGAAGGAAGAGCGAUUCCGGCAGCUGUUUGCAGCCUUCGGCACACUGACUGACUGCAGCCUCAAAUUCACCAAAGAUGGCAAGUUCCGGAAGUUUGGCUUUAUAGGUUUCAAGUCAGAGGAAGAGGCCCAGGCGGCAUUGAGCCAUUUCAACCGGAGUUUUAUUGACACGUCCCGGAUCACAGUGGAAUUCUGCAAGUCCUUUGGAGACCCAACGAAACCCCGAGCCUGGAGCAAGCAUGCCCAGAAGCCAAGCCAGCCCAAGCAGCCAUCGCAAGACUCCAGUUCCUCAGACACUAAAAAAGAUGACAAGAAGAAAAAGGUGCCCAGUGACCUGGAGAAGCUGAAGAAAGAUGCCGAGUUCCAGGAGUUCCUGUCCAUUCACCAGAAGAGGACCCAGGUGGCCACAUGGGCGAACGAUGCUUUGGAUGCUGAACUCCCAAGAGCAAAGACCAAGGCAUCAAGUGACUAUCUGAACUUCGACUCCGGCUCCGACUCAGGACAGGAGAGUGAGGAGGAGCUGGCUGGAGAGGAACCUGAAGAGGAACAAGGCCCGCAGCCGAAGGCAGCCACACAGAAGGAACUGUCCGACAUGGACUACCUGAAAUCCAAGAUGGUGCAGCAGGCCGAGGUGUCCUCUGAGGAGGAGGACCAAGAGGACAGUGAAGAUGAGGCAGUGAACUGUGAAGAAGGCAGUGAGGCUGAGGAAGAGGAGGGCUCGCCUGCCUCCCCAGCCCAGCAGGAGAGUGUGAGCCGGGGAGCCCUGCCUGGGAGCCAGAGACCUCAGGAAGCCGCCGUCAAGGUAGAGAAGCCAGCCAGCAAGAAGGAACCCACCACUCCCUACACUGUGAAGCUCCGGGGAGCCCCGUUCAAUGUCACUGAGAAAAAUGUUACAGAGUUCCUGGCACCCCUGAAGCCAGUGGCCAUUCGAAUAGUGAGAAAUGCUCAUGGGAACAAAACAGGGUAUGUCUUCGUGGAUCUCAGCAGCGAAGAGGAAGUGAAGAGAGCGCUGAAGUGCAACCGGGAAUACAUGGGUGGACGCUAUAUCGAGGUCUUCAGGGAGAAGGCCCCCACAGCCCAUGGUCCCCCAAAGAGCAGUAGCACACCUUGGCAGGGCCGCACGCUUGGGGAACAUGAGGAGGAGGAGGACCUGGCCGACUCUGGGAGGCUCUUCGUGCGGAACCUGUCCUACACCAGCUCUGAGGAAGACUUGGAGAAGCUCUUCUCUGCCUAUGGUCCCCUGUCAGAACUCCACUAUCCCAUUGACAACCUGACCAAGAAGCCCAAGGGCUUUGCCUUUGUCACUUUUAUGUUCCCUGAGCACGCGGUGAAAGCAUAUGCUGAGGUAGAUGGGCAGGUAUUCCAGGGCAGGAUGCUCCAUGUCCUCCCUUCCACCAUCAAGAAGGAAGCCAGCCAGGAUGCAGACACCCCGGGAUCCUCUUACAAGAAGAAGAAGGAGGCCAUGGACAAAGCCAACAGUUCCAGCUCUCACAACUGGAACACACUGUUUAUGGGCCCAAAUGCCGUAGCUGACGCCAUCGCACAGAAGUACAACGCCACCAAGAGCCAAGUGUUUGACCACGAGACCAAGGGCAGUGUGGCUGUGCGCGUGGCUCUGGGGGAGACCCAGCUGGUCCAGGAGGUCCGCAGCUUCCUUAUCGACAAUGGCGUCAGCCUGGACUCUUUCAGCCAGGCCGCAGCAGAGCGAAGUAAGACUGUGAUCCUGGCUAAGAACCUCCCUGCAGGUACACUGGCGGCGGAGCUCCAGGAGAUCUUUGGUCGCUUUGGCAGCUUGGGCCGUGUGUUGCUGCCUGAAGGUGGCAUCACGGCCAUUGUAGAGUUCCUGGAGCCCCUGGAGGCCCGCAAGGCCUUCAGGCACCUGGCCUAUUCUAAGUUUCAUCAUGUUCCCCUGUACCUGGAGUGGGCUCCAGUUGGUGUCUUCGGCACAGCCCCUCAGAAGAAAGAUUCCCAACCUACACAGGCUACAGAGAAAACCGAGGCAGAGCCAGAGACGGGGCCAGUUCUCGACCCAGAAGGUGAGAAGGCCUCAGAGGAAGGAGCAGAGGCCCCCACAGGUGUGGAGGAGGAGGAAGAAGAGGAAGAUGAGGAGGAAGAAGGCGUCCCAGGAUGCACUUUGUUUAUUAAGAACCUCAACUUCAGCACCACAGAGGAGACGCUGAAGGAAGUGUUUUCCAAAGUGGGAGCUGUGAAGAGCUGCACUGUGUCCAAGAAGAAGAAUAAAGCAGGAGUGCUACUUUCAAUGGGGUUUGGGUUUGUGGAAUACAAGAAGCCAGAGAAGGCCCAGAAAGCCCUCAAGCAGCUCCAGGGUCACGUUGUGGACGGCCAUAAACUGGAAGUGCGGAUCUCCGAACGGGCCACCAAGCCGGCCUUGACACCCACUCGGAAGAAACAGGUCUCCAAGAAGCAGACAACCUCCAAGAUUUUGGUGCGGAAUAUCCCCUUCCAGGCCAACCAGAGGGAGAUCCGGGAGCUUUUCAGCACCUUUGGGGAACUGAAGACAGUGCGCCUGCCAAAGAAGAUGACGGGGACGGGCGCACACAGGGGCUUCGGCUUUGUGGACUUCGUCACCAAGCAGGAUGCAAAGAAAGCCUUCAAUGCACUGUGCCACAGCACCCACUUGUAUGGCCGGAGGCUGGUUCUGGAAUGGGCAGACUCAGAGGUGACGGUGCAAGCUCUCCGGAGGAAGACAGCCAGGCACUUCCAAGAGCCCCCAAAGAAAAAGCGGUCUGCGGUGUUGGAUGGGAUCCUGGAGCAGCUGGAAGAUGGGGACGACGAUGACGGCAGCGAGCACGCUCUUCAGCUGUGAUCUAGCACGGCCAGGCUGUGUGGUGCAGGGCCCUGGGGCCGGGCAGGGCCCGUCAGGAGGCCUCGCAUGGGUCAGGGUCACAGGAGACAAAGCCUGUGGCCGGUACGGGUGCCAGAACGGCUUUUCUGCAGGCUCCUCGCCGGUGAUGCGUUCAGCAGCCACUGACCGGGCAUCGGCACUGGGCACCCACAGGGCACAGACCUGGCAUCCUCUUCUCGCACGGCGCUCCCACCCACACCUGGCUCCUUGUCCCCGAGGAGCAGGGACUGGGGUGGGUGGCAGGGUGCACAGCCACUGGAGGACCCAUGGAAGGAGCCAGCUGCUGUCCAGGCAGGAACACGCAGCUCAGCCUUGGUCACCAGCCUCCCAGGCCCCACCCACCAGACUCCUGCAGCCAUCUCACCCUCCUCAGGACUGCUGGCCAAGGAUGGAGCUGGGGACUCAUCACCCAGGGCCCUCCCCAGACCACCUGAAGCUUCACAUUCCGAGCCCUGAUGCCAGGUUCACAGACUGAACUGUGUGCCAUCGCCAUUGCAUCUCAUGGUGGAGGCCCUGGGAGCCCCGUCAAGGUCAGAGGCUUCGCAAGCUUAGCGCUGGCUGGUACCCUAGUGCAGCCUCUCCAUGGAUGGCAUCACGCAGGGAGCAGGGCCUCAGCCCCAGCACCACCACUGAGCGUGCCGCUGAAGACGCACAUCAUUUUGCGUUCAGGUACUGUCUACGCAGUGCAGGUGACUAGCGUGGUGGCCUCGGCCAGCCACACCACCUUCAGCCAUCCAACCCAGGAAGACCUGAGAAGACUCUCCUCCCACCUCUGAGCUGCCGUCACCACGGGCUGCCGGUGAUGGACAGGACCCUGACCAGGGGCACCAGGCCUUCUGACUUUAUGGGAGACUCUUGGUCUGGGCUGUUUUGUUUGUUCGUUUGUUUUUUUUGGGGGAGGGGGAUCAGGCCCUACUUUUCAGAGUGGCCUGGACCAAAGCUGAGACCACACCCUUGGGUGGGUCGGACACAUUGUUACAGUCCAAGGGCACUGAGAAUAAAGCAAUAAGUCAGAACCUA